This is a messenger RNA of Vigna radiata var. radiata (mung bean), 482 nucleotides long. RefSeq lists its product as uncharacterized. NCBI's taxonomy places the organism in Eukaryota, Viridiplantae, Streptophyta, Magnoliopsida, Fabales, Fabaceae. The transcript is spliced from 4 exons. The coding region runs from base 93 to 482 and encodes 129 amino acids. The record is from RefSeq and is a predicted model, not a curated record.
AGGUCCCUUCGUCUUUCGUUUGCCACCAUCUCCAUUGUUGCGUUCCUUUCGUUUUAUCUCAAGCAGGGGAAGGCGAUCAUUGAGAAGUUGGAAUGGCUUCCGGAAUCCCAAAGGCUUGGGCGGUGGAGAGAUUUUCCCUUGAUGGAAAUCNAAUUAAUAGGGAUUUCCCUCGCAUGCUGCAUUGGUUCCGGUAUAAGGCACGGUCAUAUGAAAUUAUUGACGAUAUAUUUCGGACUGUUGAAUUUACGUCUGAGUGGUAUGUUGGGGAGCGUGUCCGUGACCUGCCCGAUAUCAAAGCUGCAUUUGAGUUGUUUGAUGGAGGGAUAGGUGUACCGCAGUUGCCAAAACGAUGUAGAGUUGAUGAAGCUGUAGAUGAUAGCUUCGAUGAUGGCACCUUUGAAGCAAACCUUGAGGAGACAUUGAAGAAGAAUAAUGAAGAAAUGAUGGCGUUGUCUUCAAGGCUAGUUUUUUUUGAAGAAUGA